AUGACCUCUUCAGAUCUGGAACAGUUAUACUCUCACAUUAAUGAAAAAAUUGGCAAUAUUAAAAAAACUCUGCCAUUAAGAGACUGUGGCCAAGAACCUGCCUCGAAGACUACAUUAAAUAAAAUAGGAGUUGAAGUCAUUGUAGUCAAUGAACAUCUAAAUAAAUUGGAAUCAGAAGUUCAGUAUCAAGAACAAACCAACAAUUCAUUCAAGGAACUCUGUGAAUCUCUUGAAGAAGGUUAUAAAGGUGAGCAACAUUGCAAAGAAAAGAUUCCUUCCCAUUUUCCUCAUGUAACAGUAAUCCAGAGCAACGAUAAAGAAUCAGAUCUUAACCCUGAAGAACCACCCAUUGUCAAAUUUAAUGAUGUUAUUAAAGAAAUCAACAAGGCAGUAAUUAGUAAAUAUAAGAUGCUUCAUCAAUCAAAAAAGUCUAUGAGUUCUGUGGCCAGAAAUCUCUAUCACAGAUUUAUUGAUGAAGAAACAAAGGAUACCAAAGGCCAUUAUUUUAUAGUGGAAGUUGACAUAAAGGAGUUCUCAGCUUUGAAAGUUGACAAAAGUUUUCACGUGAUGCUGAAUAUUUUAUGA
This is a messenger RNA of Choloepus didactylus (southern two-toed sloth), 585 nucleotides long. Its product is annotated as spindle and kinetochore-associated protein 1-like. The transcript has 2 exons. Gene Ontology annotation, cellular component: outer kinetochore; spindle microtubule; mitotic spindle. The record is from RefSeq and is a predicted model, not a curated record. Gene Ontology annotation, biological process: mitotic cell cycle; regulation of microtubule polymerization or depolymerization; cell division. Bases 1 to 585 code for a protein of 194 amino acids. Gene Ontology annotation, molecular function: microtubule binding. Lineage: Eukaryota; Metazoa; Chordata; Mammalia; Pilosa; Megalonychidae.